This is a messenger RNA of Eriocheir sinensis (Chinese mitten crab), 1672 nucleotides long. Its product is annotated as D-beta-hydroxybutyrate dehydrogenase, mitochondrial-like. The record is from RefSeq and is a predicted model, not a curated record. The transcript has 9 exons. The coding region runs from base 205 to 1347 and encodes 380 amino acids. NCBI's taxonomy places the organism in Eukaryota, Metazoa, Arthropoda, Malacostraca, Decapoda, Varunidae. Gene Ontology annotation, molecular function: oxidoreductase activity.
AGAGUGAACAAGUGUCGUGGUGGUAGUAAUAUUAGAAGGAGGAGGCGGUGAUGGAGGAGGAGGAGAGAUCAGAAGAAGAAGAAGAAGAAGAGGAGGAGGAGGAGGCAGAGGGAAGGAGGGGCGUAGGCAAGAGUCCGGGGCACGCCUCAGAAUACCACUGCCACGCAUUCAUCCCUCUAAAGGCAGCAGACGCAACAGAGAGAGAUGAAGCUCCUUACGCUGGACGUGUGGGCUGACAUCGCCUUCUACGGGGGGGUCAGCGCUGCCCUCUCCUCCGCCUUCUCCCUCGCUGGUCUCCUUCCAUGCCUCGCCCUUUUCAUCUCUCUCUGGGCCGUCUGCAUCGCCACCUGUCUCGUUCGGGCUUCUCUACAGGUGUCGGUCGCUGGCAAGGCUGUGCUCAUCACCGGCUGCGACACUGGCUUUGGCUUCGCCCUCGCCCAGCACCUCGACGCCUUGGGCUUCCGCGUCAUCGCUUGCUGCCUCGCGCGGGACGGUGAAGGGGCCAAGAAGUUGCGAGCCUCCGCCUCCUCUCGCCUGCAUAUCCUCCAGCUGGACGUGACCUCCGCCGAUGAUGUGCUGCGGACCCAACAGGAGGUGGAGGCGCUGCUGCCCGACGGAGAGGUGCUGUGGGGCGUGGUCAACAACGCGGGUGUGUCCACGUUCGGCGAGGUGGAGUGGGCGCCGGAGAACACCUUCAGGAAGAUGCUGGAGGUGAACGUCCUGGGCACCGUGGCCGUCACCAGAGCCUUCCUGCCGCUGAUACGACGGGCUAAAGGGCGGGUCAUCAACGUCGCCAGCAUGUACGGCAGGAUGGGCAACGUCAUGCGGGCGCCCUACGUAGUCACCAAGUACGCCGUGGAGGGCCUCUCGGACUGCCUCAGGCAUGAGAUGAGGAGCUGGGGCGUGGCUGUCAGCGUCAUCGAACCUGGGAACUUUGUGGCAGCCACUAACAUUUUCACCGACGACGCCGUGAGAGCGCAGGGCGAGGCCAUGUGGAACGCUCUAAGUCAGCGCGCGAGGAGCGACUACACGAGAGAGUACUUCGAGGCCACCGUGGAAAGGAUGCUCUACUACACCAACGUUGGGAUCCCUGACAUAACCCCGGUGAUUGAGGCCAUGACCGCGGCCCUCACCCAGGCGUCCCCCAGGGCUCGCUACUCCCCCAUGGACCUUGCCACGCGCAUCAGGAUCUUCGUGGCGACGCACCUCCCGGAGUACUUCUACGAUACCUUCUACGCGAUGACGUUUCCUGACCACCCUGGGGCAGCCAAGCCAGAACCAGCACCUGCUCCUUCACCAGAACCAGAACCAGAACAAGAAACAGAACCAGAAUCCUCCUCCUCCUGAGUCUACGGUCCUUAUUGCCAAACACUUCAGCCUCCCACGUCAACUAUUUCCAGAGGCCGAAAAGGAGAUCAGUCAGGUUCUAGUGAGUGUUUUUUUUAGGUUAGUGACGCAGAGGAAGGGUUAGCCUACCACCAGGGUCAUAAAACUACCCCUGGAAAUGCCCAAAACUCCUCCUAUACGAAUGCCCUGUCAAAUGUGUGUGUGUGCUUGGCGGUAUGUCUAUUGUUGCCGUGCAGGUGUUGGCGGGUCUUGUGUGAGGAGGAUCAGCGCAGUCUUGUACAAAGGCAGAGAGUCUUACCAGCUUUAAUAGAGAUACUUUAGGUCA